AUGAGCGAAUCCCGCAGCUCAUACACUGUCCCUCGCCCCCGUCCCUCCGAGGACCCGUCCAGAACCACUAUCCUCUCCUCCCGCCCAAUCCUCAUGCCCUCCUCUCCGGUCCAAGCGGCCACGCGGCGUCCCUCCAUCCCCGUCUCCCCAUCAUGGACAGCAACCUCACCUCGAUCCGGUCCCGUUCCUGUGCCUCAGCGACACGGUAGCAUCUCUCAUCACUCGCAAGCGCGUCACUCGCCACACAACUCUCUUUCAUCCAUGGGCGACAGCUUCUACCCGCGGUCCAUCAGCCCUGGCCCGCUCUUACCUGCUUUAUCAAACAUGUCGACGUCGGCCUCCAACUCGGCGGCUGCUCCGGCCAAGCGUCAGCAAGGACAGGCGCAUCAGAAAGGGGCAUCCAGCACGUCGCUCGCCAGCCUUUUUGCGCCGUCAAGUGCGGGUGCGGGUACCGGUACCAGCCUCGGCCGUGAGGAGUCUGGACUGGGACGCACCAAGUCAGACAGGAGGAGGUCGGUCGUGCUUGAUGGGCUCAAGUCGGAUCUCCGCCGAAGCUCAACCAAGGAGAGUCUGCUCAAUCUCGCCGAGGACGAGGGGCAGUGGUUAGAUAUUACCUCCAAGGAGAUACUCGACGGGAUGGCCGGCAAAGCGGAUGUCGUCAAGGUCGUCAAGGAGGAUAUGGGUAUGGAGGAGGCGGUCGAGAUCAUGAUCCAGAGCAACUAUCAGUGCUUGCUGGUGCAGAAGCGAUCCGGCUUUGCCUUCUUUGACUACGCCGACCUCAACACGUUCCUUCUGCUGGUCCUGCAUGCCACUUCUGCAUCUCCGAAAUCAUCCCGCUCGCCAUCGCGCCACGUCUCGAUCAAGCGGGUCUCUGGUGACUACACCUCAUCCGAGAGCGCCAUAGUUGAUGAUGGACCUGAGCCCACCGCCGACUUUUUGGACGAGCGGUCCAAAGCUAUCGUUGCCAAGUUGAGGAAGUUUGAGAAGAUCCCCAUUGGAAGCGUGACAGACAUCUCCGGUAAAGACCCCUACCAUGCAUUCCCAUCUACCACUCCUCUCCGGACGCUCCUCCCGCUCUUCGCUUCCGGUCUUCACAAGAUCGCUUUAACAACAGCCGGCUCGUCGGACCCGCCUACCAUCGUCACCGACCUGGCGGUGAUUGAGCACCUCGUCGCUUUGCCUUCUGCAGACCAGCCCGCCAUAUUCAAGGCCGCCGUCACUUCGCCUUCUGCUGCUUUCCCGCUCCACCCGCUCAUCUCCCUCCCCGGAACCGCCUCCGUCCUCGACGCCAUGCAGGUCAUGUCCAUCAACGGACUGUCCGCCCUCGGAGUCCUCUCCGGUCCUGGUUCGCUCUCUGGGCGAUCCGACGCCCGCCGUAAAUCAUCCGGAUCGUCCGGCUCAUCUAGCGGCGCCCUCAUGUUCCGCUCAUCCAGCUCUAGCGGGCUCAGCGGGUCUCCUCUCGUCUCCCCAAGUGCGGAGAUGCUGGCUUCCCCGUUCGACACCCUGGGAAUGGGCGGGUUGACUAGCGUGGUGACUGCCAAAGAGUGCACCAGGGUGGUCGUUCCGAGCGAGGGCAAACAGGUGCUCGGGAUGGGAUUGGAGGAGAUGGUCAAAAAGAGUCAGUAUGUCGAGGAGGCGGGACAGGACAGGGGGGAGGAGCGGGUCCCAGUCCACACCAUCCCUUACAACUCUACUAUCCUCCACGCCGCCCACUUGAUCCUCGCAACAUCUUCAUCUCGCGUCUUCCUCCGUCCACCAUCGACAGAGACUACUCCAGCAGCGAGCAACCUCUCGCCACCGCUAUCCCCCUCGCCAUCACUCUCAACCUCCCAGUCGUCCCCACCUUCGUCCCCCUCGCUCUCCCUGCUCAGCCUCACUGACGCCCGCCCAUCCCCUUCAGGCGGCCUGACCACCCUCCCCGCGCCCCCUCCAACCCAACUAUCGACGCACUACGUCGUCUCUACCCUAGACAUCCUCUCGUGUCUCGCUAGAGCAUACCACGAUAAGCUGACCCCUCCAGCCGGGGUCCGCCGAAUCGACGCUUCCGCCGUAGACGAGGCUACCGGGGAUGGUACAGGCGACCGAAAGAAGCGAGAACGAGAUCGGCUCAGGGGAUCUAUCAUGAUUCCCGCUGGGGGAGAUUUGGGCGGAUGGGGCCUGGAUCCCGUGGCGCUCAGAAGGAGGAGGCAGAGUAGCUUUGUCUCGCCUGUGGUUGCGCCGGGUGAGGAGGGAGCGGAGGGUAAAGAGGGAGGAUUCGAGAGGUGGAGGUGGGCGAGUAGGGUGGAGAAGCUGUAG
Messenger RNA from Dioszegia hungarica, 2295 nucleotides. RefSeq lists its product as uncharacterized. The transcript has 5 exons. NCBI's taxonomy places the organism in Eukaryota, Fungi, Basidiomycota, Tremellomycetes, Tremellales, Bulleribasidiaceae. The record is from RefSeq and is a predicted model, not a curated record. Bases 1 to 2295 code for a protein of 764 amino acids.